GGGAGGAGGAAGAGGAGGAGGAGGAGGCGGCUAGCAAGGAGCCGGCGCUGGGUCCUGCAGUAGGACUCCCAGGAGCCACCAUCAUGGUGAAGAGGAAGAGCUCCGAGGGCCAGGAGCAGGACAGCGGCCGCGGCAUCCCCCUGCCCAUCCAGACCUUCCUUUGGCGGCAAACCAGUGCAUUUUUGAGGCCUAAACUGGGAAAACAAUAUGAAGCCUCUUGUGUGUCUUUUGAAAGAGUGUUGGUAGAAAACAAACUGCAUGGCCUCUCUCCAGCCCUCUCUGAAGCCAUCCAGAGCAUUUCCAGAUGGGAACUGGUGCAAGCUGCUUUGCCUCAUGUCCUCCACUGCACUGCAACUCUGCUUUCAAACAGGAACAAGCUAGGCCACCAGGAUAAGCUGGGUGUUGCUGAGACAAAGCUCCUCCACACGCUGCACUGGAUGCUCCUGGAGGCCCCCCAGGACUGCAACAGCGAGCGGUUUGGGGGCGCAGACCGAGGGUCCAGCUGGGGUGGCAGCAGCAGUGCUUUCAUCCACCAGGUUGAAAACCAGGGUUCUCCAGGGCAGCCAUGCCAGAGUGGCUCCAAUGACGAAGAAGAGAACAACCGCAGGAAGAUUUUCCAGAACUCCAUGGCUACUGUGGAGCUCUUUGUGUUUCUGUUUGCUCCUCUGGUGCACAGGAUCAAGGAAUCUGACCUCACAUUCCGACUGGCCAGUGGGCUUGUCAUAUGGCAGCCCAUGUGGGAGCAUAGACAGCCCGAAGUCUCCGGCUUCACGGCACUGGUUAAGCCCAUCAGGAACAUCAUUACAGCCAAGAGAAGCUCUCCUCUCAAUAGUCAAAGUCAGACCUGUGAAUUACCAACUCAGGAUACAAUACACCAAGAGGGACUUCAGGUCGUCUGUGAAACAUUCCAAUCAGAUUCCAUCUCCCCAAAGCCUACUAUUUCAGGCUGCCACCGUGGAAACUCCUUUGAUGGAAGCCUGUCCUCUCAAACUUCCCAGGAAAGAGGACCAUCGCAUUCCAGGGCUUCUCUGGUGAUACCUCCUUGCCAAAGGUCCCGCUAUGCCACCUACUUUGAUGUUGCUGUUCUUCGCUGCCUACUCCAGCCCCACUGGUCUGAGGAAGGCACCCAGUGGUCUCUGAUGUAUUACCUACAAAGGCUGCGGCACAUGCUGGAAGAGAAGCCGGAGAAGCCCCCUGAGCCUGACCUUCCUCUCCUUCCCAGACCGAGGAGCAGCUCCAUGGUGGCAGCAGCUCCCUCACUAGUGAACACCCACAAAACCCAGGAUCUCACCAUGAAGUGUAAUGAAGAGGAAAAAUCUCUCAGCCCUGAGGCCUUUUCAAAGGUUUCAUUGACCAAUCUGCGGAGGUCUGCAGUUCCAGACCUUUCUACAGACCUUGGCAUGAACAUUUUUAAGAAGUUCAAGAGCCGAAAGGAGGACCGAGAGAGGAAAGGCUCCAUCCCUUUCCACCACACAGGGAAGAGGAGGCCGAGGAGAAUGGGGGUGCCAUUCCUGCUUCACGAGGACCACCUGGAUGUCUCACCCACCCGCAGCACAUUCUCCUUUGGCAGUUUCUCUGGACUAGGAGAAGACAGGCGAGGCAUCGAAAAAGGAGGCUGGCAAACCACGAUUUUAGGGAAAUUUACCCGGCGGGGCAGCUCGGACGCAGCCACGGAGAUGGAGAGCCUGAGUGCCAGGCACUCGCACUCCCAUCACACGCUGGUGAGUGACCUGCCCGACCACUCCAACAGUCACGGAGAAAACACAGUCAAGGAAGUGCGAUCCCAGAUCUCCACUAUCACAGUUGCCACCUUCAACACCACGCUGGCUUCAUUCAACGUAGGCUACGCAGACUUUUUCAGUGAGCACAUGAGGAAGUUGUGCAACCAGGUUCCUAUCCCAGAGAUGCCGCACGAGCCCCUGGCGUGUGCAAACCUGCCUCGCAGCUUCACUGACUCCUGCAUAAACUACAGUUACUUGGAGGACACGGAACAUAUUGAUGGGACCAAUAACUUUGUCCACAAGAAUGGCAUGCUUGAUCUUUCUGUUGUUCUAAAGGCUGUUUAUCUUGUCCUUAACCAUGACAUCAGCUCUCGCAUCUGUGAUGUGGCGCUAAACAUUGUUGAAUGUUUACUUCAACUUGGUGUGGUGCCCUGUGUUGAAAAGAACAGAAAGAAGAGUGAAAACAAGGAAAAUGAGAGUGUGGAAAAGAGACCAAGUGAGGGAACUUUCCAGUUCAAAGGAGUUUCUGGAAGUUCCACCUGUGGAUUUGGGGCCCCUUCAGUUAGUGGCGCUGGAGAAGGAGGAGGAGAAGAAGGAGGAGGUGGUGAUGGAGGAGGUGGAGGAGGUGAUGGAGGAGGAGGUGGAGGAGGUGGAGGUGGACCCUAUGAGAAGAAUGAUAAGAACCAAGAGAAGGAUGAAAGUACACCUGUAAGCAACCAUAGGCUUGCUCUAACCAUGCUUAUUAAAAUAGUGAAGUCUUUGGGAUGCGCCUAUGGUUGCGGAGAAGGACAUCGAGGGCUCUCUGGAGAUCGUCUGAGACACCAGGUAUUCCGAGAGAAUGCCCAGAACUGCCUCACUAAACUAUACAAGCUAGAUAAGAUGCAGUUCCGACAAACAAUGAGGGACUAUGUGAACAAGGAUUCUCUCAAUAAUGUAGUGGACUUCUUGCAUGCUUUGCUAGGAUUUUGUAUGGAGCCAGUCACUGACAACAAGGCUGGGUUUGGAAAUAACUUCACCACAGUGGACAACAAGUCAACGGCCCAAAACGUGGAAGGCAUUAUCGUCGGUGCCAUGUUUAAAUCCCUUAUCACUCGCUGUGCUUCAACCACACAUGAAUUACACAGUCCUGAGAAUCUGGGGCUGUAUUGUGAUAUCCGUCAACUGGUUCAGUUUAUCAAAGAGGCUCAUGGGAAUGUGUUCAGGAGAGUGGCCCUAAGUGCUUUGCUCGACAGUGCUGAGAAGUUGGCACCUGGGAAAAAGCUGGAAGAAAAUGAACCAGAACCUAAGCCUGCAGGCAGUAAAAGGUCGGAGGCAGGAAGCAUCGUGGACAAAGGCCAGGUGUCCGCUGCACCUGAGGAGUGCCGCAGCUUCAUGUCCGGCCGGCCCUCCCAGACUCCGGAGCACGACGAACAAAUGCAAGGCGCAAACCUGGGACGGAAAGAUUUCUGGCGCAAGAUGUUCAAAUCCCAGAGUGCAGCAAGUGACACCAGCAGCCAGUCUGAGCAGGACACUUCUGAGUGCACCACUGCCCACUCAGGGACCACAUCUGACAGGCGUGCCCGUUCCCGGUCCCGCAGAAUUUCCCUCCGGAAGAAGCUUAAACUCCCCAUAGGUAAAAGAAACUGGCUGAAACGCUCCUCCCUCUCUGGCCUGGCAGAUGGUGUGGAGGACCUCCUGGACAUCAGCUCCGUGGACCGCCUGUCUUUCAUCAGGCAGAGCUCCAAGGUCAAAUUUACCAGUGCUGUGAAGCUUUCUGAAGGCGGGCCAGGGAGUGGAAUGGAAAAUGGAAGAGAUGAAGAAGAGAGUUUCUUCAAGCGUCUUGGCUGCCACAGUUUCGAUGACCAUCUGUCUUCUAACCAAGAAGGUGGAAAAAGCAAAAAUGUGGUGAAUCUUGGAGCAAUCCGACAAGGCAUGAAACGUUUUCAAUUUCUGUUAAACUGCUGUGAACCAGGCACAAUUCCUGAUGCAUCCAUCCUGGCAGCUGCACUGGAUCUUGAAGCGCCUGUGGUGGCGCGAGCAGCCCUGUUCCUGGAAUGUGCCCGUUUUGUCCACCGCUGCAAUCGUGGCAACUGGCCGGAGUGGAUGAAAGGGCAUCACGUGAACAUCACCAAGAAAGGUCUGUCCAGGGGACGGUCACCCAUUGUGGGCAACAAGCGGAACCAGAAGCUGCAGUGGAACGCAGCCAAGCUCUUCUACCAGUGGGGAGACGCAAUUGGAGUCCGAUUGAAUGAGUUGUGUCAUGGAGAAAGUGAGAGCCCAGCCAACCUUCUGGGUCUGAUUUAUGAUGAAGAGACCAAGAGGAGACUGAGAAAGGAGGAUGAGGAGGAAGACUUUUUAGAUGACAGUACAGUGAACCCUUCCAAAUGUGGCUGCCCCUUUGCUUUGAAGAUGGCAGCAUGCCAACUUCUCCUGGAGAUUACCACCUUCCUGAGAGAGACCUUCUCUUGCCUGCCCAGACCACGCACCGAACCUCUGGUGGACUUGGAAAGCUGCAGACUUCGCUUGGAUCCUGAGCUGGACCGACACAGAUAUGAGAGGAAGAUCAGCUUUGCUGGGGUCCUGGAUGAAAAUGAAGACUCAAAAGAUUCCCUUCACAGUAGUAGCCACACCCUCAAAUCAGAUGCAGGUGUUGAGGAUAAGAAAGAAGGGAGUCCUUGGAGUGCAAGUGAACCCAGCAUUGAGCCAGAGGGCAUGAGCACUACCGGCGCAGAGGAGAAUUACCACAGGAACAUGUCAUGGCUUCAUGUCAUGAUCUUGUUGUGCAAUCAGCAGAGUUUCAUUUGCACGCACGUAGACUACUGCCAUCCACACUGCUACCUACACCACAGCCGCUCCUGUGCGCGGCUGGUCAGGGCCAUCAAGCUCCUCUAUGGGGACACCGUAGAUGCCCUCCGGGAGAGCAACAGCAGCAGCAACGUAGGUCUCCGGACCAAGAAACAGAAAGAGUGUUCUGAUAAAUCAUGUCUGAGGACACCUUCUCUGAAGAAGAGAGUUUCAGAUGCCAACCUGGAAGGGAAGAAGGACUCUGGAAUGCUGAAAUACAUCAGACUGCAGGUGAUGAGCCUGUCGCCUGCUCCCUUAUCUCUGUUAAUAAAGGCAGCCCCGAUUCUGACCGAGGAGAUGUACGGCGACAUCCAGCCAGCCGCCUGGGAGCUCCUGCUCAGCAUGGACGAGCAUAUGGCGGGGGCGGCAGCUGCCAUGUUCCUGCUGUGUGCCGUCAAAGUCCCUGAGGCUGUGUCCGACAUGCUGAUGUCUGAAUUCCACCACCCAGAGACCGUACAGAGGUUGAAUGCCGUCCUGAAGUUCCACACGCUCUGGAGGUUUCGCUACCAGGUCUGGCCCCGGAUGGAGGAGGGAGCACAGCAGAUUUUUAAGAUCCCACCUCCCAGUAUAAACUUCACCCUGCCCUCACCAGUGCUUGGAAUGCCAUCUGUUCCAAUGUUUGACCCCCCGUGGGUACCCCAGUGCAGUGGCAGUGUCCAGGACCCCAUUAAUGAAGACCAAUCUAAAUCCUUUUCAGCUCGGGCUGUGUCCCGCUCCCAUCAAAGGGCAGAACACAUCCUGAAGAACUUGCAACAGGAGGAAGAGAAGAAACGUCUUGGUCGAGAAGCCAGCCUCAUCACCGCUAUUCCCAUCACCCAGGAGGCUUGCUAUGAACCUACCUGCACACCCAACUCAGAGCCAGAAGAAGAAGUAGAAGAAGUCACCAACCUGGCAUCCCGCCGACUGUCUGUUAGUCCAUCCUGCACCUCCAGCACCUCCCACAGGAAUUACUCCUUCCGCCGGGGGUCCGUCUGGUCUGUGCGUUCGGCUGUCAGCGCGGAAGAUGAGGAGCACACCACUGAACACACUCCAAACCACCACGUGCCUCAGCCUCCACAGGCUGUGUUCCCAGCAUGCAUCUGUGCAGCCGUGCUCCCCAUCGUUCAUCUGAUGGAAGAUGGGGAGGUGCGGGAAGAUGGAGUAGCAGUAAGUGCCGUGGCCCAGCAAGUUUUAUGGAAUUGUCUAAUUGAAGAUCCAUCGACAGUUCUAAGACAUUUCUUGGAAAAACUGACCAUCAGCAAUAGACAAGAUGAGUUAAUGUACAUGCUACGCAAGCUUCUCUUGAAUAUUGGAGAUUUUCCCGCUCAGACGUCUCACAUCCUAUUCAACUACUUGGUGGGAUUAAUCAUGUACUUUGUGCGCACCCCCUGUGAGUGGGGGAUGGAUGCCAUCUCAGCCACCCUGACAUUCCUCUGGGAGGUAGUGGGGUAUGUGGAGGGCCUCUUCUUCAAGGAUCUGAAGCAGACGAUGAAGAAAGAGCAGUGUGAGGUCAAGCUCCUGGUGACUGCUUCAAUGCCAGGUACCAAAACCUUGGUAGUUCAUGGACAGAAUGAGUGUGAUAUCCCAACCCAGUUACCAGUCCAUGAAGACACUCAGUUUGAAGCUCUGUUAAAGGAGUGUCUAGAGUUUUUUAAUAUACCAGAAUCUCAGUCGACACAUUACUUUCUUAUGGAUAAACGAUGGAACCUUAUCCACUACAAUAAGACCUAUGUUCGGGAUAUUUAUCCUUUCCGGAGGUCCGUGUCUCCACAGCUGAACCUGGUACACAUGCAUCCAGAGAAGGGACAGGAGCUCAUUCAGAAGCAGGUGUUCACCCGGAAGCUGGAGGAAGUUGGGAGAGUUUUGUUUCUCAUCUCCCUAACCCAGAAGAUCCCCACAGCCCACAAACAGUCGCACGUCUCCAUGCUCCAGGAAGACCUCCUCCGGCUGCCUUCAUUCCCAAGAAGUGCUAUUGAUGCCGAGUUUUCACUCUUCAGUGAUCCUCAAGCUGGGAAGGAGCUGUUUGGACUCGACACUCUUCAGAAAAGCUUGUGGAUCCAACUCCUGGAAGAGAUGUUCCUGGGCAUGCCGAGCGAGUUUCCCUGGGGAGAUGAAAUCAUGCUUUUCCUCAAUGUCUUUAAUGGGGCGCUGAUCCUGCACCCAGAAGACAGUGCACUGCUCAGGCAGUACGCUGCCACCGUCAUCAACAGUGCUGUGCAUUUCAACCACCUCUUCUCUCUCAGCGGCUACCAGUGGAUCCUGCCCACCAUGCUGCAGGUAUACUCGGAUUACGAAAGCAAUCCCCAGCUGCGCAGAGCCAUCGAAUUCGCCUGCCACCAGUUCUACAUCCUACACCGGAAGCCGUUUGUGCUCCAGCUGUUUGCUAGUGUGGCCCCUCUCCUGGAGUUUCCUGAUGCUGCCAAUAAUGGGCCCAGCAAAGGUGUGUCAGCUCAGUGCUUGUUUGACUUACUGCAGUCCCUGGAGGGAGAGACCACAGACAUAUUGGACAUCUUAGAGUUGGUCAAAGCUGAGAAGCCUCUUAAAUCCUUAGAUUUCUGCUAUGGAAAUGAGGACCUGACGUUCUCUAUCAGUGAGGCCAUUAAACUCUGUGUGACCGUGGUGGCAUAUGCUCCGGAGUCAUUCAGAAGUCUUCAGAUGCUGAUGGUCUUGGAAGCUUUAGUUCCAUGUUAUCUACAAAAGCUCAAGAGGCAGACAUCACAAGUGGAGACGGUGCCUGCAGCCCGGGAGGAGAUCGCUGCCACAGCUGCUCUUGCCACUUCCCUGCAGGCCCUCCUAUACAGCGUGGAGGUCCUCACCAGGCCCAUGACAGCCCCACAAAUGAGCAGGUGUGACCAAGGUCACAAAGGGACCGCCACAGCCAAUCAUACCAUGUCGUCUGGGGUAAACACCAGGUACCAGGAACAAGGCGCUAAACUGCACUUCAUCAGGGAAAAUCUUCACUUACUGGAGGAAGGGCAAGGCCUUCCCAGAGAGGAAUUAGAUGAGCGAAUUGCUCGGGAGGAGUUCAGGAGGCCACGGGAGUCCCUGCUGAAUAUUUCUUUUGAUGAAAAUGGAUCUGCCAUGAUCGCUGGCCACACAGAGAUACUCUGUGUUUCUGAGGAAGGGCUGGCAGAAAUUGCACACUCGCUUCUGAAGCUGGCACCAUAUGAUACCCAGACAAUGGAGAGCCGUGGGCUCCGGCGCUACAUCAUGGAGAUGCUUCCCAUUACAGACUGGACAGCAGAGGCAGUGAGGCCAGCCCUUAUCCUCAUUUUAAAGAGAUUGGAUAGAAUGUUCAACAAAAUUCAUAAGAUGCCUACUUUGAGGCGACAGGUUGAGUGGGAGCCUGCCAGCAAUUUGAUUGAAGGGGUUUGUUUGACACUUCAGAGGCAGCCAGUCAUAUCCUUCCUGCCUCACCUUAGGUCACUGAUCAAUGUCUGUGUCAAUCUGGUGAUGGGAGUGGUAGGACCUUCCAGUGUUGCUGACGGAUUACCCCUUCUUCAUCUCAGCCCUUAUCUCUCACCACCUCUGCCCUUCAGCACAGCUGUUGUCCGGCUUGUAGCAUUGCAGAUACAGGCUUUAAAAGAAGAUUUCCCCUUAAGCCAUGUGAUCUCCCCAUUCACCAACCAAGAGCGAAGGGAGGGGAUGCUUUUAAAUCUGCUCAUCCCAUUUGUGCUCACAGUAGGAUCUGGAAGCAAAGAUAGCCCAUGGCUGGAGCAACCUGAGGUCCAGCUGCUGCUACAGACGGUUAUUAAUGUGCUCCUGCCCCCUCGGAUCAUCAGCACGUCCAGGAGCAAGAACUUCAUGGUGGAGAGCUCCCCCGCCCACUGUUCCACCCCUGGGGAUGCUGGGAAAGACUUGCGCAGGGAAGGACUCGCAGAGUCUACCAGCCAAGCUGCGUACUUGGCUUUGAAGGUGAUUCUCGUCUGCUUUGAGAGGCAGCUGGGAUGCCAAUGGUACUGGCUGAGUCUUCAGGUGAAGGAAAUGGCGCUGCGGAAGGUGGGCGGCCUGGCUCUGUGGGACUUCCUGGACUUCAUCGUGCGAACCCGAAUCCCCAUCUUUGUGCUUUUGCGCCCUUUCAUCCAGUGCAAGCUUCUGGCCCAGCCAGCAGAGAAUCAUGAAGAGCUUUCGGCCCGACAGCACAUCUCCGACCAGCUGGAGAGGCGCUUCAUCCCGCGCCCUCUGUGUAAGAGCUCCCUCAUUGCGGAGUUCAACAGUGAGCUGAAAAUUCUCAAAGAAGCAGUUCACAGCGGAUCUGCCUACCAGGGGAAGACCUCCAUCAGCACCGUGGGCACCUCUACCUCUGCCUACCGCCUGAGCCUGGCCACCAUGUCCCGUUCUAAUACCGGCACGGGCACCGUCUGGGAGCAGGACAGUGAGCCCUCCCAGCAGGCCUCCCAGGACACCCUGAGCCGCACUGAUGAGGAAGAUGAGGAAAAUGACUCAGUAAGCAUGCCCAGUGUGGUAAGUGAGCAGGAAGCUUACCUCCUGAGCACCAUUGGAAGGAGGCGGUUCUCCAGCCAUGUCUCCAGCAUGUCUGCACCUCAGGCUGAGGUGGGCAUGUUACCCAGCCAAAGUGAACCUAAUGUCCUCGAUGACUCCCAGGGCCUGGCCGCCGAGGGCAGCCUCUCUAGGGUGGCAAGUGUGCAGAGCGAACCUGGUCAACAGAACCUCCUCAUUCAGCAGCCUCUGGGGAGGAAGAGGGGCCUCAGGCAGUUAAGACGUCCUCUACUGUCACGUCAGAAGACUCAGACUGAACCCAGAAACCGCCACGGGGCUCGGCUCUCUACCACUCGGAGAAGCAUUCAACCUAAAACAAAGCCAUCUGAUCAGAAACGAUCUGUGACCUUCAUUGAGGCUCAGCCGGAGCCAACAGUUGCCCCAACAGACACACUUCCUGCUUUGGGCCAGCCACAGGGCUGCAGUCCAGCUCCAUCUCGGAAACCAGAAGGAACGGACAAGCCAGUCCUCACAUCCUCCCCUGCCAUUGUUGUUGCUGACCUGCACAGCAUGAGUCCCAAGCAGAGUGAGACCCUCCUCCCUGAAGGAGAAAAGAAGGAGGAUUCUGAGGCACAUGGCGCGGCAGCACACAGCCCGCUCUCCACUCAACUCUCAGACCCUGAUGAAUUCACAGGCCUUGAGACUUCCAUCCUUCUACAGCAUGGAGACACCGUCCUUCACAUCAGCGAGGAAAAUGGCAUGGAGAAUCCCCUGCUGUCCAGCCAGUUCACUUUCACACCCACUGAGCUUGGGGAGACUGAUAUAGCUCUAGAUGAAUCACAUGUCUAGUUCCCUAUCUUCUAGGAGUUUCCAGGUAUGGACAAGAGGUGGAGGGGAUCACUUUGCUCAUGUUUUGAAAAGAUGAAAACGUAGCACUUUAUAUCCAACGGGUGGCACAAAUCUCAGUAGCUUCUGCUGCCGAUGCACACACUGUUUCAUAAACAUCUUUUAAAAAAAAAGCAAUGGCUAACAUCGCUUGGUUGCUGAAGACCAUAAAACCCAGGGAGGAAUACGGGGAAGAGCCAUUUCAUUGCACAUUGUUUAUGAUUCAAAAAGCCUUCAAUAAUUAAAAUGUAUACUAUUACAGAGCUGCUUACCUAGGAAUAGUACCACAGAGUAUGUCCUAAAAAAGGAAUGCAAUUUUUUUAAGGUUAUUCACAUUAUACAUCUCAUGCAAAUAUUUAUUUUUAUAGUUUCAAAAAUACUAAAUCAGGUGGCUGUACAAGUAACAAUUUACAUGAAAGUAACCAAUAAGAAAAAUAUUGGUUUAGGGAAACUAAAUAACAAACCUGCAGCCAUUUUUUUGUUUUGAUCAACAAAACAGUCAUUGAGAAGAAGGAAAAAAAUA
Messenger RNA from Condylura cristata (star-nosed mole), 10371 nucleotides. RefSeq names its product unc-80 homolog (C. elegans) (gene UNC80). Gene Ontology annotation, molecular function: monoatomic cation channel activity. Gene Ontology annotation, biological process: monoatomic cation homeostasis. The transcript has 65 exons. Gene Ontology annotation, cellular component: cation channel complex; axon. The record is from RefSeq and is a predicted model, not a curated record. Bases 84 to 9812 code for a protein of 3242 amino acids. Lineage: Eukaryota; Metazoa; Chordata; Mammalia; Eulipotyphla; Talpidae.